GAGAAGAAAAAUGCAUAUCUCUGUGACUCUGAUACGUUUCUCUCACCUCUUCCGUGUCUCUCUCCUCUUCUGUUGCCUGUCUCCGGGCGCAGAACGUUAGGAGCUAUAGAACAUAGCUUUUACGCCAAUUGAGUUCCUCGGUUUCGCUUUCCUGAUUGAUCUACUCCUCUUGAUUCAAAACCAUUGAAUGGCAGCGCCUUUAAUGAUUUAGGACUUCGUCCCCUUUCCCUUCUUCCUUUUUGACAGAUCGAUGAUGGAUCUUUAACUUUUAAGAGUUUGAUUUGUGGUAAUCGAGGGGGCCCUGUUUGUCAAUAGAGAUUAAAAAUCUGUUUUUUCCUCUUUUUUUUUGAUUCGAUGUUGUGGGAUUCUUUGUAGCAUCUAAGCAGAAUGGGGUCCGGACAACGAAAUGCAUCUACGUCGUCAUCUUCGGUUCCGUCUGAAGACCCGUCGAUCACAAGCCUCCGUGAGAAGCAUGAGUUGGAACUAAAAAAUUUGACAUUAACAACCCAACCUUUCAAGACGUUGAAGCUUUCCUCUUUGGCUACUAUUCAAUAUCUGAAGCAUUCCAUAUUAUAUAUUUUGAGAGAAGGUGGUUGGGUUAUGCUCUUGGGUACUCUGUUAGCAGCCAUUGUAAUUCUGCUUAUAACCAUUGAUGGACCUCAUGAAAAGCAUGUUCAGGAGUUUCUUCGCUAUUUCGAAUUUGGACUGUGGUGGGUGGCUCUUGGUGUAGCAUCGUCCAUUGGUCUUGGAUCUGGUUUGCACACAUUUGUGCUGUAUCUUGGUCCACAUAUUGCACUGUUUACAAUAAAAGCUAUGCAAUGUGGCCGAGUUGAUUUGAAGACUGCUCCGUAUGAUACAAUUCAACUCAAAAGAGGUCCAUCAUGGCUUCUGAAGGAUUGCUCGGAGUAUGGCCCCCCAGUUUUUGCAUCAUUGCAUGGUUCAAGGGUUCCCCUGAGCAGUAUAUUGCCACAGGUUCAGUUGGAGGCUAUUCUGUGGGGUGUUGGAACUGCGCUUGGAGAACUUCCCCCUUAUUUUAUCUCUAGAGCAGCACGUGCUUCAGGAAGCAAGGUGGAUGCAAUGGAAGACCUGGGCUCAUCCUCUGCUGGCAAUAAUGGUGUCAUUGCGAAUCACUUGGAUCAAAUCAAACGCUGGCUCCUUUCACAUUCACAGCACCUGAACUUUUUUACAAUUUUAAUUCUUGCUUCGGUGCCAAACCCACUAUUUGACCUUGCUGGCAUCAUGUGUGGGCAAUUUGGGAUUCCGUUUUGGGAGUUCUUCCUUGCAACAGUGAUUGGAAAGGCAAUUAUUAAGACCCACAUACAGACAGUUUUUAUCAUCUCAGUUUGCAACAAUCAACUGCUAGAGUGGAUCGAGAAUGAGUUGAUUUGGGUUCUUGGCCUUAUCCCUGGGUUUUCCUCCAUCCUACCUUCCCUUGUAGACAAACUACACAUGAUCAAAGAGAAGUACCUGGCUGCUCCAGCUCCAGUGCCCUCAAAUAUUAAGGUGAAGAAAUGGGAUUUUUCAUUUGCUUCAAUAUGGAACACUGUUGUGUGGCUCAUGCUCAUGAACUUCUUUGUCAAAAUCGUGACGGCAACUGCUCAGAGCUUUCUCAAGAAGCAGCAGGAAAAGGAAUUGGGUGCACUGACUGAAACAGUAAGACAGUCUAGUGGGAAGUCUAACUGAGCUCAUGAAACCCCUGAUAUACCCCAACCUUUAAUUUUUUAUUGGAUCCAAACAGAGAAUUGAAAUUGAGUGGCAUCCAUUGUCACCACUGGGGUCUCCCCAAAGCUUCGUCUGCAUUAAGCCCUGUUAAAGAUCCUGUAUAGAAAAUGAACAUGAAAAAAAGGGAAAGAGAAGUCACAGGUUUAUUUAUUCUGUGAUGGGAGGCUAUGUUGUGGUUGGGUGUAUUAGCAGAAUUUUUAACUACCAUUGGAAUUGGGACAGUUUGGACAUUGUAUUCUUUGGGUAAUGCAACACGAAUUAUUUGCCUUA
Messenger RNA from Macadamia integrifolia, 1992 nucleotides. RefSeq names its product vacuole membrane protein KMS1-like. Bases 388 to 1683 code for a protein of 431 amino acids. NCBI's taxonomy places the organism in Eukaryota, Viridiplantae, Streptophyta, Magnoliopsida, Proteales, Proteaceae. The transcript is spliced from 8 exons. The record is from RefSeq and is a predicted model, not a curated record.